CCAGCUUUCUUGAUAAAUAUACAUAUCAGUCUCUGCACCAAACUCAGACCUUGUCAAAUCUAAUGAAGAAUUCUGACUCUCAGGCUACAUUUCACCACAGAAAAUGGUACGUUGGAUUCAUUUAAAUCUUCUAAUAGUGAUGCUCUUCUCCUCUCCAUGUCUUGGCAUACCGAUGAAAAAGUGUGAGGAAACGGGUUUGUCCAUGGAAGGUGGAAACUACACGCUGUCGGACGGCACCAAUGUGAACAGCAUCGUGUCGUACAUCUGCGCAGAAGGUUUCUACCCUUUCCCCUCCGCCACGCGUCGCUGUCUGAGGUCGGGGAGGUGGCACCCUGGUCUUUCAAAAAACAAUGUACCUUCAUGCAAAAAGGUCACAUGCCCAGAUCCCUCCAGUUUUGAGCAGGGGUCAGUCAGUCCAAAUCAGAUGCAGUAUUUCGUCAAUGACGUGACCACUUAUAAGUGCUUUGACGGCUACAAGUUCUUCGGAUCGGACAGUCGCACCUGCCAGGCCAACGGAAAAUGGAACGGAUCCACGCCGAUCUGCGACCACAGCUCUGGGCACUGCCCUGACCCUGGUGUGCCCCCUGGUGCCCGGAGGACUGGGCACCAUUUUGGUAUUGAUGACAAGGUGACCUAUCGCUGCGACCAGGACCUGAUACUGGUUGGAUCAGAAGAACGUGUUUGCCAAGAAAGUUCCGAGUGGAGCGGGACGGAGCCGGCUUGCUAUUAUAAACAUACUUACGAUACUCCUGCUGAAGUGCAUGCAGCGUUUGGCAGUGCUCUCAAUAAUCACCUCUCACCGGAUCAUUUUAAUUCAUCCGGCAGUCAACACGGGAAAAAGAUCAGAGCGGAUGCAGGUGAAAACCUUCACAUCUAUAUCGCCCUGGAUGUAUCCGACAGCGUGGAUGAGGUCGACUUCUCAAAGUCCAAGGACUGCGUCCUCAAACUCAUCGAGAAGAUCAGCUAUUAUGAAGUCACCCCGAAAUAUGAUAUCUCGGCAUUUGCCACUGAGGUGACGCCCAUAGUAGACAUUUUGGCUCCUAAAACUAAGGAAAAGUACAUCAAUUUGGAGACACUGCGUAAUUUUUCCUAUGUCGCUAAAGGAGAUAAGUCAGGAACCAACAUAGCUUUGGUCUUCAACAAAAUCUAUGAGAAGAUGAGCGUCAUGAAAACUCGAAAUGAAAAGGGGUACAAGGACGUCCGGAACGUCAUCAUCAUCUUCACUGAUGGCAUUGCCAACAUGGGGGGGAGACCUAAAGACGUCGUGAACCAAAUCCAGGCAUUUAUGCAUUCCGUGGUCGGAGCAGACUGGGAAGAUCACCUGGAUAUCUAUGCGUUCGGCGUGGGUCUUGAGGCCGACACGGCAGCACUGCAGCAGCUGGCGUCUAAAAAGGAGCAGGAGACACAUUUCUUUAAACUACAGGACCUGAAAUCUUUGGAAGAAACGUUUGACAAAAUGAUCGACGAAGGGAAUACUGUGGGCCUGUGUGGCCUCCACAGAACUUAUGGGGAGGUUACAUCACGCCGAAGACACCCCUGGCUUGUGAAGAUCUUCAUUCCCAGGGACGGUAAAGGUAGCAAUUGCGUUGGCGCUCUGAUUACAUCCCGGUUCAUCCUGACAGCAGCCCACUGCUUCAGGUUUGAGGACAAACCAACAUCGAUCACUAUUACAACGGACGUCAGACCAUAUUUGAAGUUGAAGGUUAAAACAUUCAAAAUGCACCCUAAGUAUAACAUCCAAGCGAAGAAGGAUCAGGGAAUACCAGAGUUUUACGAUUACGAUGUCGCUCUCAUCGAGCUGGAUAAGAAAGAUGAUGUGAAGUUCAGUGUGGACGUCAGGCCAAUCUGUAUCCCCUGCACUAAGGAAACCAGUCGGGCCUUAGGGCUGCCGGAGACCGCAACAUGUAAGGAACACGAGGACAUCCUGUUAAAAAGUAAUUAUGAACAGGCAAGCUUUACAGCUGCAAAUGACGUAAAGAAAAAUGUCACCAUCAAGCUAGGUCCUCGGAGGGACAGUUGUGUUCGAGAUGCUAUACAUGCAGAAAGAAUGAAUGUGACCAAAGCCAGUGACAUUGUGACAGAAAACUUCCUCUGCACAGGAGGGAUUGAAGAUGAAACGAACCACAUCGCAUGCAAAGGUGACUCGGGCGGAGCUUUGUAUGUAGAAAGGAAAAAACGUUUGAUCCAGGUGGGUGUUACAAGCUGGGGUGUCAUUGAUUUGUGCACUACCCGCAAUACAAUUACGUCUACCGAGCAUUCCAGGGAUUUCCACAUUAAUCUCUUUAAAGUUCAGCCAUUCAUCAGAGAAUACCUGGAAAAGGAAGAUGAGGACUAUGGUCCAACAGCUUUUAUCAACUGACCAAGUUUAUUACUGUAAUCUUUUUGAUCAUGUGGUAAUUUCUUUUUAUUUAAAUGCUAUUCAUGUACUUUCAGAAUGUAAUUAAAUUUCAAUUAAUUUAAUUCCACUUUUUGUGCUUCUAAUUUAGUGUAUUAGGAACGUUCUUCAUGUAUUUUGUGUCUUUUUGUAAGUCUCGACUGAAGUCUCUAAUAAGUAAGUCAUUUACCCGAAUGAAAUCUGGACAUUUGUUGAGUGAACUUGUGAUAAAGAUUUAAUAGGA
This is a messenger RNA of Brienomyrus brachyistius, 2618 nucleotides long. It is a transcript of the gene cfbl, whose product is annotated as complement factor b, like. The record is from RefSeq and is a predicted model, not a curated record. Gene Ontology annotation, biological process: complement activation; proteolysis. The transcript has 18 exons. Gene Ontology annotation, cellular component: extracellular region. NCBI's taxonomy places the organism in Eukaryota, Metazoa, Chordata, Actinopteri, Osteoglossiformes, Mormyridae. Gene Ontology annotation, molecular function: serine-type endopeptidase activity. The coding region runs from base 104 to 2359 and encodes 751 amino acids.